AUGGCCUCCGCCACCACGAUCGUUCGCUUCUUCGCGUUAACCGCUGCUCUGGGCCAAGCGACUGCUUCUUUCAGUCUCAACAUUUCCGGUCCUAGUUGGGACUACACGACCAAGGACUUGAAAGACACGACAUCCCAGGCUUGCAAGGAUGCCUUCAGCGCCAAUAUCAACUGCGAUGAAACCCUCCUCAAGAUUGUGGCGUCUAUGGAUCCCGACUUCGACCCGCAAUCUUCGGACCUGCAGGCUAUGUGCACCACAACAUGCAGUGACUCAUUGUCCCAGUACAUCGAGAACGUCAAAUCUGCAUGCGAUCAGGAUGGCGAUCUAGCCGGAGUUGGCUACGGCAAUAAGAAUCUUUAUCAGGCUUCUGUAGCCACCGUGGGCGAAGUGUUCCAGUACAAAUACGGCGAAGCUUGUGCCCAGAACGGAUCUGAUUACUGCUUCUUGACUUAUCCCGCCAGCGAGGAUUGGGCCAGAACCGACUUCCCAUGCAGUGACGAAUGUGCUGUUAAGUUUUACCAAAACGCACACGAACAACCUGGCUCGGCAUAUUUCUUUGAUUACUUUGAUUUGACUACCCAAUCAUCAUAUUGGGAUGACACCUUUGCUGGUGGUUGGAAAACUGUCGUUAAAUGCGGCGAUGGUGGAAGCGACACGAGCUCCGUUAGCUCGAGCGCAAGCUCGACAAAGACCGAUGUCGUUGACAUUUCGUCUUCCACUAGCUCGGUGAGCACCAAGGUGGCUGAUUCUACGACCUCAGCACCAACUACUGCGAUGACCUCUACCGCAUCGGCUCAGUCUGCCUCUGAGCCUACUUCGACCACAGCCACCAGUGGCGCUUCGAGGCUCAGGGUCCCCUUUUUUUUUUCUCUAGACUUCUGGCCGUGA
Penicillium maclennaniae is the source of this 888-nucleotide messenger RNA. RefSeq lists its product as uncharacterized. Bases 1 to 888 code for a protein of 295 amino acids. The transcript is spliced from 2 exons. Lineage: Eukaryota; Fungi; Ascomycota; Eurotiomycetes; Eurotiales; Aspergillaceae. The record is from RefSeq and is a predicted model, not a curated record.